Molecule: messenger RNA, 3334 nt
Organism: Vespa crabro (European hornet)
Lineage: Eukaryota; Metazoa; Arthropoda; Insecta; Hymenoptera; Vespidae
Gene: UHRF1
Product: E3 ubiquitin-protein ligase UHRF1-like
Exons: 8
Coding region: 444-2672 (742 amino acids)
Biological process (GO): negative regulation of gene expression via chromosomal CpG island methylation; protein ubiquitination
Molecular function (GO): ubiquitin protein ligase activity; metal ion binding; protein binding
Source: RefSeq, a predicted model, not a curated record
GUUAUAUGAUAUACAAUAAAUAAAUAUCCUUAUACAAUCUUAGAGUUUCUAUCAAAAUUGUAUGAAUUCAUAUUUUGGAUAAUUUAAGUUAUAUAGCUUGUGUUUACUUGAAUAUUCUCAAACUGCUUUAAUUUUCAUUAUAUUUUGUGAUGAAAAUGCACCUUUUCUCUACCAAUGCUAACGUAAUUUUAUCACGUGAUUUUCCCACCAUGCAUUACAACGAAGAUUUCCCGCCAAAUCUAGUUGUAUCGGACGCCAACAAGUGGUGGUCUUGCUGACAGUUGUGAUCCAUCGAGUUGUGAUCAUUGUCCUGCUUGUAAGAGUAGAGUGUAUCUCAUUGGAGUUAAAAUACGUGAAAAUUGAUCUCUUAAAUAUACCUGUUUAGACAAGCAAAUUAAAAUAAUAGUUAUAUCGUGUACAAUUUUAAAGUUAAGUUUAUCAAAAUGUAUGUAAAAGUAAGAACAAUGGAUGGUAAACAGGAAGCAAUAUUAACAAUUUCUAAAUUAACUGAAGUUGAAGAUUUUAAGCGUGAAAUAGAAAAGGAAUUAUCAAUAGAAGUUGAUAUGCAACGACUGUUCUUCCGUGGUAAACAAUUAGAAAAUGGUUAUAAAUUACAUGAUUAUAGUAUUAAUUUAAAUGAUGUUAUACAAUUAAUGGUAAAAGUUAAACUAGAUAAUAUAGAUAAUAAAGAAAAAAAUAAUAAAGAUAAUGAAGAUAGUAUUAAUAAAAGCAAUAAUAAUAAAGUCAAAGAAAAUACUGAAGUAGAAGUUAUUGAAGAAGCAAAUUUGGAAGAAGCAGAAAGUUUAUAUUAUAAAACUGGAGAUGCUGUUGAUUGUCUUGAUCAAAUACAUGGAGCUUGGUUUGAAGCAAUUAUAAAGAAAAUAUUUAAGCAAGACGAAAAGAUUAUUUAUAAUAUGCAAUGGGAAUUUGAUAAUCAUGCACCUGCAUUUAAUGUACCUGAAGGAUCUAUUAGACCUCGUGCUAGAAAACUUAUACCUAUUGAGGAUUUGCGAAUAGGUCAAAAAGUAAUGGUAAAUCAUAAUGUUGACGACCCCAAAGAGGUAGGGCUUUGGUAUGAUUUUACAAUAAAAAAAAUUGAAAAGAAAAGAAAAUUACAAGAAUUAACUGGAACUUUAUAUAUUGGCAGAGAUAAUCAACUUGAAGGUCAUAAAAUAAAUCCUAAAGAUGGAGUAUAUAAUAUAGAACCUCCAAAACUUUUAUCCGAAAGAACAUCAAAGGAAGAGAACUAUACAAGUAAUGGUACACGAAGACGUGUUGCAGCUUCUUGCACUAAAUGUAUGGAUGAUCCUAAUCAAGAAUGUAAAGAAUGUGGAUGCAGAGUUUGCGGUGGUAAAGAAGAUGAACAUAAUCUACUGCUUUGCGAUGAAUGUAAUUUUGCAUAUCAUUUACGUUGUUUAAAUCCACCUUUAAUAUCAAUCCCAGAAGAGGAUUAUUGGUAUUGUCCUGAAUGUAAAAAUGAUGAAAAUGAAAUUGUUAAAGCAGGGGAUAAAUUGAAACAGUCCAAGAAGAAAACUAAUACUAAUGAAAGUAGUAUAAAAAGAGAUUGGGGAAAAGGAAUGGCUUGUGUAGGUAGAACAAAAGAAUGUAGUAUAGUUCCACCAAAUCAUCGAGGUCCUAUACCAGGUGUAGAAGUUGGUACAUGUUGGAUAUACAGAGUACAGGUUUCUGAAGUUGGUGUACACAGGCCACAUAUAGCUGGAAUACAUGGUCGUGAAACUGAUUGUGCAUACUCAAUUGUCUUAUCUGGAGGUUACGAAGACGAUAUUGAUAAUGGAGAUGAAUUUAUGUACACUGGUUCUGGAGGCAGGGAUUUAUCUGGAAAUAAGAGGACUGCUGGACAAAGUUGUGAUCAAACAUUAACAAGGAUGAAUAAAGCUUUAGCAGUAAAUUGUAAUGCUAAACUUGAUCCAGUAAAUGGAGCCACAGCUGAGGAUUGGAGAGGUGGAAUCCCUGUAAGAGUCGUACGCAAUUUUAAACUUGCAAAACAUAGCAAAUAUGCACCAAAAGAAGGUAACAGAUAUGAUGGCAUAUAUAAGGUAGUCAAAUAUUACCCAGAUACGGGUAAAAGUGGUUUCCGUGUAUGGAGGUACUUAUUACGCAGGGAUGAUCCUGCUCCUGCUCCAUGGACUCGAGAAGGUCAAGCAAGAAUAAAUGCACUCGGUUUAAAACCAUUAUAUCCUGAUGGUUAUUUAGAAGCAAUGAAAAAGAAUCACCCAAAUAAAAAACGUGUUAUUGAAUUGGAAGAUGAAGAAUUACUUAGUUCUAAAGAGAUUGUACAAAUCAGGAAGAAACAGAAACGUGAAAUUUAUAUAUUGGACAGUAAACUUAUAAAAUGCAUAGAUGAAGAUACUGCUAAUGCAAAAAUUUGGGGUGAAUGUCGUUUAGCUUUACCAAAUGGAAAGGCCGCUUUUCUACAACGAGUUUCAGAAAGAUUUACUUGUGUUUGUUGUUUAGAAGUCGUUAAUAAUCCUGUAACUACACCUUGUGCUCAUAAUAUUUGUCUUACUUGUCUAAAACGAAGUUUUUCAUCUGGAGUUCACAAUUGUCCUUCAUGUCGUCAUAAUAUGGAGAAGGAUUAUAAAAUGGAUAUUAAUGAGUCUCUUGCUUUAGCAUUGUUAAUGCUUUACCCAGGUUACAAUGUUGGCAGAUAGCAUCAUGAGUAUAAAAAAUAUAAUAGAGGCACAGAUACAAAUAAUUAAAUUUAUUGCUUUUAUAUACCAUAGAAUAUAAUGUAUCAUAUGGAUCCAAAGCAAAGUCUUAUUUGAAGAGAUAUUAGGACAAAAUAAUUAUUAUAUUAUUAGGAGAAUUGGUUACACAUUACUAAGGUAGUUAUGUUAAAAGUAUAAUUACACAUGCUGCAAAGUAUAAAAAGAUUUUGACAAAGCAAACAUUUUUAUAAUUAUUUUCAAAAUAUGAUCAAUUAUAUAUUUGGCAUCACACAAUCAUUAUAAAGGUCAUUGAUUUAAUUCAAAAUCACUUCUUGUAGAAUAAUUAUUGAAUUAACUUCAUUAAAUAUAAAUUACUUAAAAAUAUGUGUGUGCCUUAUAGAAUUAAAAAAGAACUAUUUAGUAUAACAAUAAAAUGGGAUAUUAGAAAAGUUUUAUUUAUGAUUUAUUUCUAAUACCAUUUAAUUAAAUGAUUGAUAGUGAAAUUACUUUAAAACGAAUUUACAUUUAUAUUAUUUAUAAGAUAAUUGUCAUUAAUGUAAGAAGGUAAUCAAUUGAUAUUAUGGCUGUUUGUUUUUGUUAUAUCAAUAUCUUCUGUUUGGGAUAAGCAUAUUCAUAUAGUGGAUAAUAUGAUUAUCAUCAAUAGU